CAAAAAACACGAAGAACCAAUUGCACCGGAAGUCGGAGAAGCGGGAGAUUGGAAAACGUAAACAGAGUAAACAACCUUGUGAGUUGCAGCCGGAGCAUCCACAAAAAUGCUGAAAAAGCCGCCGAAGCUGAAGAGCACCAUAAGGUCCAAAGCAAAGAGGAACGUGAACAUCGCAGCGGGCUCGGAGGCGAUGCUUGAACUCCUGACACUUCUGUUCCUGAGCAGCCUGGCUGAGGAGGCGAAGGCCAAGGCGUUUGAGGAGAAAUCUGCAACAAUCAGAGCUCACCAUGUCAAAGCAGUGGCUAAGAAAGUGUUAAGAAAGGCAAGAGGAUAAAGAAGAUGAGGAUUAUGGUGAUGAACUUCUUCAUUAAUGUCUUUUAAUGCUUUUAUUUUUUGAAAAUUCUUUUGUUAAAAUGUUUUUUUUUUUGUUUGUUUGUUUUUGUUUUUUUCCCCCAUUCAAUCUGUCGUUGUUAGUGAUUUUUUUUUUAUUAUUCUUUUAACUUGUAUUCUGGCUCUCAGUUGAGUUUUUUUCUCGCUCUCUUUUUCUCACAGCUAUAAUCCAGAUGAUUCCAGACUAAUUUCAUAAUAUCUGAGCUUAUUUAUGACAUGAAACAGGCGUGUAUUUAGGGGCUUCUUCACAGCGCGUUAGUGCUCGACAUCCGCUCGGCUCUCGUCUCGCUCCCCGCUCAUCCGUCAUGGUUUCUGUCUUCAGCUGCACGCUUCACGGCCCCCUUCGAAUUCCUCGCUUCGUCACGGCACACAGAAUAUCUGCACCGUCAGAUGAUAUCCUGCUAAUUCCUUAUCACCACUGAGUUCAUUCACAACACUUUGACUUUGAAAGGUCAAAGUAAAGGCAAAUCUUUUCAGUGUGCUUGAUUUAUGAAAGAAAUAACAGGUUUUUCUUUUCCUAAUUUUUUUUUUUAUUUAUGGAUCAUUUUGCAAACGCAGCAUGUUCUGUUAAAGUGAUUGUGUCAAACAUUCAUGUGUUCAUGUUUUGUAGGACCCUCUUGUCAUUUCAGCUGUGAUGUUAUAUGAUACAUCAACACAAAAUAGUGUUGUUGUUUUUUUGUGAAGUGGAAAGAAAAUUCAAAAUGUUUUUGUUUUAUUUUCAAAUAAAUAAGAAUCUGUUCUCCA
Messenger RNA from Poeciliopsis prolifica (blackstripe livebearer), 1134 nucleotides. RefSeq names its product centromere protein W (gene cenpw). Gene Ontology annotation, cellular component: nucleoplasm; kinetochore. Gene Ontology annotation, biological process: kinetochore assembly; mitotic cell cycle; chromosome segregation. The transcript has 3 exons. Gene Ontology annotation, molecular function: DNA binding; protein heterodimerization activity. The record is from RefSeq and is a predicted model, not a curated record. Lineage: Eukaryota; Metazoa; Chordata; Actinopteri; Cyprinodontiformes; Poeciliidae. Bases 107 to 334 code for a protein of 75 amino acids.